AUUUGGUCUGGUUUGUUUUUCCUUAAACCGUGAGUCUCGAAUCCAAUCAUGAUUGGACACGUGUAAGCUUCUUUCUCAUUCGUGCCAGGUCCUCUCCAGUGUAUGUAGAUCAAUCUCUCUCUUCCAUCUCUCAAUCUCUCAAAAACACCAAUUCCAAUCCUGUUUCCUUGGAUCAGAGAUACGAAUCUGAAUCACAAUCUCGAGAUCUUCAGUGUUUUCCAACGGUGAUUGAUGUUUCACGUGGAAGAAGAAAGCAGUGGAGGCGAUGGGUCUGAGAUUGAUGAGGAGUUUGGCGGAGACGAUUCAACGACGUCAUUGUCGCGAUGGGUGUUCGAUGAGAAAGAUGAUUAUGAGGUUAAUGAAGAUUACGACGAUGAUGGAUAUGAUGAGCAUAAUCACCCGGAAAUGGAUUCCGAUGAGGAGGAUGACAAUGUGGAGCAGCGUUUGAUUCGCACUAGCCCUGCCGUUGACUCUUUCGAUGUAGAUGCUCUUGAGAUUCCUGGAACUCAGAAAAACGAAAUCGAGGACACUGGUAUAGGAAAGAAACUCAUACUUGCUUUGCAGACACUUGGGGUUGUAUUUGGUGAUAUUGGAACUAGCCCAUUGUAUACCUUCACUGUCAUGUUCAGAAGAUCUCCAAUUAACGACAAAGAAGAUAUUAUUGGAGCCUUGUCAUUGGUUAUAUACACUUUAAUAUUGAUUCCUCUUGUAAAGUAUGUACAUUUUGUUCUUUGGGCCAAUGACGAUGGCGAAGGUAUAUCUCUUCCUCUUUAUAUGGUGUAGAUUGAAGUUCAUUUAAGGUUUAAAGGUUUAAGUUUUGGAAAUGAAUUGCAGGUGGGACGUUUGCUUUGUAUUCGUUGAUCUGCCGGCAUGCAAAUGUUAGCCUUAUCCCAAAUCAACUUCCAUCAGAUGCUCGCAUAUCAGGCUUUGGUUUGAAGGUUCCGUCUCCAGAACUUGAAAGAUCAUUGAUAAUUAAAGAAAGACUUGAGGCGUCAAUGGCCUUGAAAAAGCUUCUUCUGAUUUUAGUUCUUGCCGGCACUGCUAUGGUGAUUGCUGAUGCUGUUGUUACGCCAGCAAUGUCAGUAAUGUCUGCUAUCGGUGGUCUGAAGGUUGGAGUUGGUGUUAUAGAACAAGAUCAGGUGGUCGUGAUAUCAGUCAGCUUUCUUGUGAUCUUGUUCAGUGUACAAAAAUAUGGAACCAGCAAAUUGGGGCUUGUUUUGGGUCCUGCUUUACUUCUGUGGUUUUUUUGUCUAGCGGGCAUUGGAAUUUACAACCUCGUAAAAUAUGACAGCAGCGUUUUUAAAGCGUUCAAUCCUGCAUAUAUCUAUUUCUUUUUCAAGAGAAACUCUGUAAAUGCUUGGUAUGCACUUGGGGGUUGCGUUUUAUGUGCAACUGGAUCGGAGGCCAUGUUUGCAGAUCUUAGCUAUUUCUCUGUUCACUCUAUCCAGCUUACUUUUAUCCUUCUGGUGUUACCUUGCCUCUUGCUGGGUUAUUUGGGUCAAGCCGCAUACCUCUCUGAAAACUUCAGCGCUGCCGGGGAUGCUUUCUUUUCGUCAGUUCCAAGUUCUUUGUUCUGGCCAGUCUUUCUCAUUUCUAAUGUUGCUGCUUUAAUUGCCAGUCGUGCAAUGACAACAGCCACAUUUACAUGCAUCAAACAGUCAAUAGCACUAGGCUGUUUCCCACGUCUUAAAAUCAUUCACACCUCAAAGAAAUUCAUUGGACAGAUUUAUAUACCGGUUCUUAACUGGUCCCUUCUGGUGGUGUGUCUGAUCGUUGUCUGCUCUACCUCAAAUAUCUUCGCGAUUGGAAACGCUUAUGGCAUCGCAGAGCUGGGAAUUAUGAUGACUACAACAAUUUUGGUGACCCUUAUCAUGCUUCUUAUCUGGCAGACGAACAUCAUAGUUGUGAGCAUGUUUGCAAUUGUUUCCCUGAUAGUCGAACUGGUUUUCUUCUCAUCCGUUUGUUCAAGUGUGGCUGAUGGAAGUUGGAUAAUCUUGGUUUUUGCUACAAUUAUGUUUCUCAUAAUGUUUGUUUGGAACUACGGGAGUAAACUGAAGUAUGAAACUGAAGUCCAGAAAAAGCUACCAAUGGACCUACUACGAGAACUGGGCAGUAACCUUGGGACAAUUAGAGCACCCGGUAUUGGUCUACUUUAUAAUGAGCUAGCUAAAGGAGUUCCGGCAAUAUUUGGUCAUUUUCUAACCACCCUUCCUGCAAUCCAUUCCAUGGUUAUCUUCGUGUGUAUAAAGUAUGUCCCUGUUCCAAGUGUGCCUCAGACCGAGAGAUUUCUUUUCAGACGUGUAUGCCCAAGAAGCUAUCAUUUAUUCCGCUGUGUAGCCAGGUAUGGAUACAAAGAUGUGCGGAAGGAAAGUCACCAGGCGUUUGAGCAGAUACUGAUUGAGAGUCUAGAAAAAUUUAUACGUAAGGAAGCACAGGAGCGUGCACUUGAGAGUGACGGAGACCAUAAUGAUACAGAUUCUGAGGAUGAUACGACUCUGUCCAGAGUUCUGAUAGCACCCAAUGGAAGUGUGUAUUCACUUGGAGUGCCUCUCUUAGCUGAGCACAUGAAUUCGUCAAACAAGCGACCCAUGGAGAGAAGAAAGGCCAGCAUAGAUUUUGGGGCAGGUCCUUCAUCGGCGUUGGAUGUGGAGCAGAGUCUAGAAAAAGAAUUGUCGUUUAUACACAAAGCGAAAGAGUCAGGGGUGGUGUAUCUACUGGGACAUGGGGACAUAAGGGCUACUAAGGAUUCUUGGUUUCUGAAGAAGCUGGUAAUAAAUUACUUGUAUGCUUUCUUGAGGAAGAACUCCAGGAGAGGGAUAACAAACCUAAGCGUUCCGCAUACACAUUUGAUGCAAGUUGGAAUGACUUAUAUGGUAUGAACAAGACCCCGAUCAAACUACUGGUUUUCAUCUACUCGCAAGUCUCAUGAAUUGUCGAAGAACAUGAAACACUUACCAAUUCAAGAGAUUUUUUUUUUCUUUUACACAUUGUUGCAAAAGUGUGAUGGAGUUAUAAAAGUACAGGAGAAACAAAAUGAUUUUUUUGUAUUGAGAGUUGCUAUUUGAUUCUGUGUUUGUUAUUUAUUGAUUGAUUUGUAUUGGCUUGUCCCAGUCUUGAGUAUUGGAAUAUAGAAUGAAGGACUUGCUCUUGCAAUGAGUUUUGC
Arabidopsis thaliana (thale cress) is the source of this 3163-nucleotide messenger RNA. It is a transcript of the gene KUP5, whose product is annotated as K+ uptake permease 5. Gene Ontology annotation, biological process: potassium ion transmembrane transport. Gene Ontology annotation, cellular component: membrane; plasma membrane. Lineage: Eukaryota; Viridiplantae; Streptophyta; Magnoliopsida; Brassicales; Brassicaceae. Gene Ontology annotation, molecular function: potassium ion transmembrane transporter activity. The record is from RefSeq and is marked reviewed. The transcript has 9 exons. The coding region runs from base 996 to 2879 and encodes 627 amino acids.